Messenger RNA from Hemicordylus capensis (graceful crag lizard), 1836 nucleotides. RefSeq names its product testis expressed 45 (gene SAXO5). Lineage: Eukaryota; Metazoa; Chordata; Lepidosauria; Squamata; Cordylidae. The transcript is spliced from 8 exons. The coding region runs from base 294 to 1787 and encodes 497 amino acids. The record is from RefSeq and is a predicted model, not a curated record.
CCCAGGAGGAGGGCCGGCCUUGCCUGGGGGGCGUCCCUGAAGCCACGGUGCACAUGGACCCGUCCUCCAGGACGACCCUUGGGAUGAGUUGGGGGGGAAGCUUCGGGGGCCGCUAGAGGGGGGCCGCCCCCCCCUUGCGGAAGGAAUGAGUAUAGACGACUUGCAGGUCCUAGGCCAGGGAAGAGUCUGUCCGCAGGGCCCAGGAACCCACCCCCGCGCCCAGCUUGGCAAAGGGCUUGAGCCCCCCGGCCAGGAUCCGGGCCUCUUGGCGCCUGCCGGCCCCUCCCUGCCAGAUGCCGCGCUGCGUCCAGUGCCUCGUGCCCCCGCCCGGCCGGGGAGCACCAGGAGAGCAGGGCCCCCCUCGCGCUCCCUGCAGGCCCGAGGCCCCCCGGCCUCCGCGGAUCCCGGCCCCGCUGGCCGGAAAAAGCUUCCUCCUGGCUUCCCACUUCCAGGUGGGCUUCGAGCGCCGGCCCCAGGGCAGCACGGUGGUCUCCCCCUACCGCACCGACUACCCUCCGCGCUGGGGCAGCUACCGGCGGGAGUCCAUCUUGCCCCCCAGGUGCGCUGGCGUCUUGAACCAAGACCUGGACGGCUCCUGGGAGCCCCGCUCGGAGAUGUGCCGCGCCUACCCAGCCUGGCCGCUGGGGCCGCGCCCCGGGGUCUGCGGGCCCUCCUCCCGUCUCCGCAUGCACACCGACCCCCGCCAGCGCACUGCCCACUCUGUCACCCGCGACAGCUACCCUUGCCCUGCCGGCACCCCGCGGGGGCGGCCCUGCCGGGUGGACAAGUGGGACGACAGCUUCCCCAGCGGCGACCAGGAGAAGAUCCCCUUGCCAGAGUCGCUCUACCAGCAAUCGUACCCGGCCCACCAGGACGUGCCGCCCGUGACCAGGGCCCCCAGUCAGCAUCUGGGAGGCGACUCCGUCCUGAAAGGUGAUGGCUGCAGCCGCCAUGACACCUUGUACCAGUCCCAGUACAGGGCCGAAGGGGGGCCCCCGGCCCAGGGCUGCGAGAAGGACGCCGUGUCUGUGGUGUUGGGUGAUCCCCGGUACCAUGAGACUGUGAGCGAGCAGAAGCGGGCCUAUACUGUCCAGCGCCUUGAUGGCUGCCGCUAUGACCCCGAGAGAGCCGCUGCUCAGGUCUUCCAGACGAACAUCCGGCCUGGGGACGGAUGCCGACGUUUCUCCACCAUCAUGUCCGAAUCGUUCCGAUGGAAAGAGCCUGGGCCGGGGUUUGCUUCGCCCGCCGACAAGAAUGCUUCCUCCAUUCUCCGAGGGGACUCCAAGAAUGAGAACAUCGGCAUGACCACCCACCAGUUUUACUACGGAGAGCCCAAAGCCGAAGACCAGCCAGCACGCGGCCCAGUCAAAGGCCGGGCCAAGCUGUGCCUGGGGGACCAGCGCCUUGCGUCCUUCAGCACCACCCAGCACUCCGACUACCUGCCGCUCCCAGAGGUCCGCACGGCCAAGGCCCCGAACCGGAAUCUCCAGAGCAGCAUUCGCUUCGACUGUCCUGCUUCGGGGCCGUCCACCACCUCCACCCAAGACAUGCUCGUUCCUCACCGGCAACCAAAGCACCAGCUCACGGAGGAGGAUCUGGAGACGAUUAAAUAUUCCCACUUGGUCCACCCAUGGAGGGAGCUGCGCUGGUUCAGCACGGAGCAAAAGGAUGCCUACACAGACAAAUACGCAGGGCCGAUCACCCUCGCGAUGGGAGACUUCCAGUGCAGCAGCCUCCCGCUCGGCACCAUGAAGAAGUACCAGCACCGGCUGAAAACGGGCCCCUGAACCAGAACUCCGCGAUUCUUUACAUAUCUGGAUGAAUAAACCAUAUCUC